CUCGUACUCGCGUUGGUACCAGCACUCGCCGCGGCGGCCGCCGUUACCGCCACCUUCCCCCCUUCCGCCCCCCACGUAACACGCGUUACCCGCCCAGGAAAAAAGAACAGUCUCCAGAAAAUGAGGUUGUCGCGGUCCAGACCGGCGGCCUGGACCGCGACAUUGCAUUGUCGCUGUGGGGGCCUCCGGCUUUUGCACGGGCGCAGACAUCCGUCAGACAAGACGUUCUUGCAGUGCUUUUUUUUACCUGCCGACAGUGAGGACACCCUUCAUUGCUUUCAAUGCAUUGCGCUUCUUCUUCACGGAAUGCAUCCUCGCUCCCGGCUUGUAUUGCCGUGUAUCAUGCUUUCAAUUCCGGAGAAAGGCAAUUUCGUAUUUCUCUAGUCGCUUCGGAAUGCGUUCACCUUGUGUUGAGUUUGACCUCGCGAUUCAUGUGUCUUGCGUUGCAUGUCAGCAUGUCGAUUGACUUCAGCGAAGGGUGUUGGCUCGUCUUCGGGAUGGGCGUCAGUUCCGUGCUUUGGCUUCCGAUCACAUCUGGGCUCUUCCUCAUGUUGGUUCCGCGCAGAGAGUGGUUGACGACAUUGCUCAUCGAUAUUUCCGCUGCGAUUGCCUCCGUGGUAGUGCUCUACGGACGGGAUGUGGCAUUGAAUGGGUAUCUCACCAUCGAGGAUGACCUUGCGCGUAUCUGCAUGGGCAUCGUUGUCCCAGCGACUUUACCCGAGGUCAGUCUUUAUUGAGAGCUGUUUUUUUUUCUCGCGUUCUACACGCUCCAGUUCCGUUGCUUGCGGUUCGCGGCAGUGCUCAUGGGAGGGCCGGCAUGCUUCGGCUUGACUUCGGCUACCAUUUUGCAGCUGGGUUCCACCAGUGUCGUUUCCGGCGUUUGCAUCGAAUUUGGCUCUCUGCUCGUGGAGUUCAGGUUCAAGUACUGCUUGUUGUCGGGGACGACGCCGCUCCAGAGCUUGCGAGAUCGCUUGUAUUGCCUCGGGCGUUGCUGCAGCCACCGAAAACCGGAAAGGAUGAGCUUCGUUCGCCCAGGGUUCGACGACAUCGUGUCUCUUGAUCCAACCGUCCUAGGCGCACAGCAAGCCGGCAGCGGAGAGCCGGCUGGCGAGACUCACGGCGACGCGGGCCCAUGCAGAGAGACAUUGGACGACGAUGGCCCCGAGAAGGAUGGUUGCGAGCAGCAGCAACAGCAGCAGCAGCAGCAUCAGCGUCGCCGCGAUCUCUUGGCAGCGAUUCUUUGUAUUACAACAUCGUCGGGGCCGUCGCCCAGGUAAUCGUCGCAGGCUUUCUCAUUGUUGCGAAGGUAUAGCCGAACAAGUCAUGGUCCGCACCCUUGCCUCCAUCACAGAUCCUCGCGCUUGUAGGGCUCCGACUGGCCUUUGAGGUUCUUGGCGACAUGGCGAUUACGGCAAUGGCCCACUGUUGUCAACCGGAAGGUGCUCAUGCUCUGGCGGAAACAUGGAUAGCUGACAAGGACUCACUAGCGUGUGUUUCUUGGCCCUGGUCUGGUCUGCGGACGCAAUGAUGCUCUACAUGACUUUCCGCUGCCCAGUUCCUGUUCAACGGGGCACGGUCGAUCCGUUCACAGUCGAGCUGCUUGUUGUGGGCUUGUGCCCGCAUCGUUCGCACUUGCUACAGUUGUCCUGAAUCCAUGGCCUCUGUCGCACCGAAAGUUUGUCGCGCUCGUGCGUGUGUGUGUGUGUGUGUGUGCAUGUGCUCGUGUCGGACAAGCUCCGCUUGCAAUUGCUGAGCUUCAUACAGCCGCAUGCGCCACAGGUAUCUUGCACAUACGCGUGCUCAAGAUCACAGCGUUGACUUUAGCCGUCCCUUGCUUAGGUUGUCGCUGUCGCACCGUAGGUUUACUAGCGCGCAUAGAUACUGUACUGGGGGACUGGGUCCCCGGCCCCUGGGGCGGCACCUUUUUCCCACACUUCCUCCCCCCUGGAAUUUUCCCUCCUUCUACCCCCCUGCGCGCGCCGCCCAACAAGGGAAUCGAGGAGGGCCCCAGAACGCUGGACGCGUCGGGCGUGCUCGUGCGCAAACUUGCUCUUGCCUCUUCUGCGCUUUGGUGCGGCUGGCGAGAAGUGCGCAGC
Molecule: messenger RNA, 2096 nt
Organism: Prorocentrum cordatum
Lineage: Eukaryota; Dinophyceae; Prorocentrales; Prorocentraceae
Source: the annotation of a GenBank genome assembly